AUGCUGCCAGGAGACCAAACAGCAAAAGGCAAUUUCUCUUCAGUUAUGGCAUUUGUUCUCCUGGGAUUUUCUGAUCUUCCAAACCUCCAGGGGUUUCUAUUUGGACUUUUCUUUCUCAUAUACAUAUUCAUCUUAACAGGAAAUGGUCUUAUCAUAAUAAUCACAAGGGUGGACUCUGUUCUCCAGACUCCCAUGUAUUUUUUUCUUGCAAAUUUCUCCUCACUGGAAAUCUGUUAUGUGUCUGUCACUCUCCCCAGGAUUCUAGUGAACAUUUGGACUCAAGGCAGAAGCAUUUCCUUGCUGAGCUGUGCCACCCAAAUGUGCUUCUUCCUUGUUCUGGGAGCCACAGAGGCUUUCCUUCUGGUGGUGAUGGCCUAUGACCGCUAUGUGUCCUUUUGCAACCCUCUGCAUUAUCCUCUCAUCAUGAACCACAAGAUGUGUAUCCAGCUGGCUGCUGGUGCCUGGCUCAGUGGAGUUCCAGUCCAGGUAGCACAGACAUGUCAGGUGUUCUCACUGCCUUUCUGUGCUUCAAACCAAAUCAACCACUUUUUCUGUGACAUCCCCCCAUUGAUCAAGCUGGCCUGUGGGGACACUUCACUUAAUGAGGUGUGUGUCUAUGCAGUCGCCGUGCUAUUUGCCAUGAUCUCUUUUCUGCUGAUACUUGGCUCUUAUGUCAAAAUCAUUUCUACCAUCCUAAGGUUGCCCUCAGCCACAGGGCGGUCCAAAGCCUUCUCCACCUGCUCUUCCCACCUCAUAGUUGUGCUUUUAUUCUUUGGUUCUGUUACUAUCACCUACUUAAGGCCCAAAUCAAAUCAUUCUGCAGGAACCGACAAGAUGCUCUCUAUUUUCUACACUAUUGUGACUCCAAUGUUUAACCCCAUGAUAUACAGCCUUAGGAACAAGGAUGUGAUCACAGCUUUAAAAAAAUUAUUACAUAAGAAAACAGUGUAA
Messenger RNA from Hippopotamus amphibius kiboko, 951 nucleotides. Its product is annotated as olfactory receptor 10AG1-like. Gene Ontology annotation, cellular component: membrane. Gene Ontology annotation, biological process: G protein-coupled receptor signaling pathway. The coding region runs from base 1 to 951 and encodes 316 amino acids. The transcript has a single exon. The record is from RefSeq and is a predicted model, not a curated record. Gene Ontology annotation, molecular function: G protein-coupled receptor activity; olfactory receptor activity. Lineage: Eukaryota; Metazoa; Chordata; Mammalia; Artiodactyla; Hippopotamidae.